GUUUUUCUCUCGUUGAAAGUUUGGCAGACUGGUAAUGCAAUCAGCAAUCUGAGAAUCCUAACAGAUUUAACAUUACUUAUUAGUCUUUGGAUAACUGUCUGUUUAGCCUGAUAUAUUUUAUCUGAAAAUGCGGGCAGAUAUACAAUGCUUACGUGGUUUGGCUAUAAUUUUUGUUUUGUGUUUUCAUCUGUCACCUAAUUUAUUUGUUAAUGGAUUUCUAGGAGUUGACAUCUUUUUUGUGAUCUCUGGAUUUUUGAUGGCAAAUAACUUGACCAACUUAAAUUUACUAAAUGUGCAUGAUUUUCUGUUAUUCUACUACAAAAGAUUUCGAAGAAUUCUACCAUUGUAUUUUCUUGCAAUUUUUCUAAUUUUAAUAUUAGUACACGUUUUUCUACCGGAUUUCCUGUGGCAAAAUAAUAAUAGAUACUCUUUCGCUUCUCUCUUUUUGAUAACGAAUCAAUUGGUUAUUCACGAUCAGUCGGAUUAUUUUAACGAAUUUGUUUCGUCCGUGUCAUCUAUGAAUGCAUUCCUACAUUUAUGGUCAUUAUCAGUGGAAAUGCAGUUUUAUCUUCUAGUUCCAUUUAUUUUCUUGGGGAUUCAGUUUUUGAAAAAUGACACUUUAAAAUUGAUCGCUGUCUCACUCAUGACUGUGUUCGGUUUUAUUGGUUUUGCGUUAAUUCUUGACAAGUUUGCUUUCAACUUCUUGUUUCUUCGAAUGUGGCAGUUUUCUUCAGGAUUUAUAGUCUUAUUUUGGACCAAAAUCAGAAGCAGAAAACCUCCAAACAAAAAUGAUUCAGAGAAAGACAUUUCCACAAUCUCAAUACCUAUUAAAGAUUUCGUGGUGGUAGCUCUUUCAAUUUUGGGUUUAAGUUUGCUACCAAAGGAGAUUAACGUGUUGGUUUUGAGACCAUUAGUUACAUUAGCCACAGCGUUUAUCAUUGGUGCCGAAUCAAAAAAUGUUCAGUUGCUAAACUCAAAGGUUCUCGUUUACAUUGGUGAUAUUUCAUAUGUGGUCUAUCUUGUACACUGGCCCGUUAUUUCGAUAUUCUUAUCUGCGACAGUGAAAAGUUACUUGUUUUGUAUCCUGUCUAUAUUUAUUGCUUCAAUCGUAUUGCAUCAUCUAUUUGAAAAACAGUACCUGAAACUGGAAAUGAGAGCAGUAUUUCCCUUGGUAUUUUUGUUCAUUGCCGCAAAUGCCUACUUACAAUAUAGUGUGAGAUAUCACACUUUUUGGAAGUAUAACUACACAUCGGAAAUUCAAGAAAUAAUUAAUCAAAAUCAUAAAUCCUACGCCCCUCUCUACGAUUUUGAAACUCGACAGGCAAAAUGCUUGGAAAAUAGUUUAGAUGUUCCAUUUGCGAAAAAAGAUCUUAUCGGAUAUUGCAGAUUUCCACCUGGCAAUGGUACGGCAUCUGUAAUGAUGAUUGGUAACAGUUAUAUUCUUAAUUUCGUGGAUCAAAUUGAAGCAUCAUUUCACAAGAACUAUUCGGAAUUUAGAUAUAUUUCAAUUAUAGCUAGCUAUGGAACCUAUGUGAGCAGCUGGAAAAUAUCUCAACAAGCUUUAGAAAUAUCUAAAAAGCAAGUUGAAUCACACAAACCAGACGUUCUAUUUAUUAUUCCAAGAUACAUGCAAAACAUAAAAGAUCCUAUCAGAGUGAAUGACACAAUUGUCCAUGAAAUGAACACAAAUUUGGCGUACUACGAGAAAUUCGUCAGAAAAAUAUAUAUUUUGGAUGCUCUUCCAGAAUACAGUGAAAACUUCUUCACACUAUUUUUACAUUACUUGGUCACAAGACCCGAUGAUAUGGAGCUCUUACACUUGAACAAGAAAAAAGCAGAUCGGGAAAUGAGGAAUGUAAGAAAACGGUUGAGAAUGAUAAAAUGUGAAAAAUGCCAGAUAUUUGAUUUGAGCCACCUGUUUGUGGAAAACGAUAAAUACUUGACUUUUGACAGAAAUUCAAUGCUUUCCUACAUUGAUAAUUCCGUUCACUUGACGGAUGCUGGAGUGAAGCCAUGUGAACCAAUUUUCAGAAAUAUUACUGCUGAAAUAAUCGAGAGCCUAUGAUGGUAAAAUCUACUAUCUUGAAUUCGAAUGCCAGUAUUCAACCCUCAUCUCACUGGACCUUCUGAAAACAAAAAAUAAUUUCGUUUUUUUUUAUUUGUGAGGUAAAAACUGAAUUAUCAGAUUUUUGAGAGAUCCGUUUUUGAAUUAUAUCAAGGAGAACUUUGAAAAUUUUUUAUUUUUCAAUUUUCAAAAACCCAGUAGCCGUAUUUAAUUUUCCAUUUCCUAAUGUCAUGUCCCCAAUUUUUAUUUAUUCGAAACGUUUUUCAUAAAUAAUUAAGCGU
This is a messenger RNA of Caenorhabditis elegans, 2346 nucleotides long. RefSeq names its product Acyltransferase (gene oac-41). Gene Ontology annotation, molecular function: acyltransferase activity, transferring groups other than amino-acyl groups. The record is from RefSeq and is marked reviewed. The coding region runs from base 128 to 2065 and encodes 645 amino acids. The transcript is spliced from 12 exons. Lineage: Eukaryota; Metazoa; Nematoda; Chromadorea; Rhabditida; Rhabditidae.